Messenger RNA from Cuscuta campestris, 2319 nucleotides. The record is from the annotation of a GenBank genome assembly. NCBI's taxonomy places the organism in Eukaryota, Viridiplantae, Streptophyta, Magnoliopsida, Solanales, Convolvulaceae.
AAGACUCUCUUUAAGAGUAGAUGUUGAGUAAACUAUAUACGCUCAAGAACAACUCAAACUUCACAAAUUGGCUCUAGAAAGCUAUGGAAAAUAAUGUUGUUUGGAUGCAAUGAUAAUAUGAAUAAAGAAUUGGAGAAGGUCAAUCAACUUCUAGGCCACCACUCUUUGAUGGCACCAACUACUUCUAUUGGAAGGAACGGAUGAGAAUCUAUAUCCGUUCCACCAACUUCCAAUUGUGGUUGGUGAUCAAGAAUGGCGAGGAAAUCCCUAUGAGGAAAGUGGGAGAAACCACAGUCCCAAAGACCGAGGACGAAUUUGAUGCCGAGGACAUCAAGAAGAUUGAGAAUUAUGCAAAAGGCCAUCAAUAUGCUAUAUUGUGCGGUCAACCCCGAUGACUACCGAAAGAUCUCCUAUUGCACAACCGCCAAGGAGAUGUGGGACAAGCUUGAAGUGACGUACGAAGGUACCGAUCAAGUGCGUGAAGCCAAGAUCGAUUUUCUCACCCAGGAGUAUGAAAUGUUUCGAAUGAAGGAAGGUGAGAAAAUUGACGACAUGUUUGAUCGUUUCUCAAAAAUUAUAAACGAUCUCCAUGCUCUUAAGAAGACGUAUACCAACAAGCAUCUCGUAAGGAAAAUCCUGCGAAGCCUCACCCCCGAAUGGAGAUCGAAAGCCGAUCCAAUCUAUGAAUCCAUUGGAGUCUCCAACGUCACCAUCGACGGGCUAAGAGGUAAUCUUAAAACCUAUGAAUCUACUAUUCUAACCCCGUCUUUGGAUGAACAAAAGAAGAAAGGUAUAGCACUUAAAGCAACCAAGGAAACGAUGGAAGAAGUUUCAAGCGAUGACGACAACGAGUUUGGACUCGUCAUUAAGAAGUUUCACAAGUUCAUGAAGAAGGAGUUUGAGCGGAAGGGAAGGAAGCACGACGGUCCUCCCAAGUGCUACGGCUGUGGCGAGAUUGGCCACAUCAAGCCAAGGUGUCCAAAAGCAGAGCACGACAAGGACAAGCCCGAUUUCAAGAAGCAAAGGGCUUACAUAUCUUGGGGUGGCGAUUCCGGCGAUGAAUCAACCGACCAAGAGGAGGAUGAAGCUGCAAAUCUUUGCCUCAUGGCGCACGAAGACCAAAACGACGACGUCCAAGAGGUAGAUAAGAGCAGGGCAGGAACUUCCGGAAAAUCAAAGUCUAAAUCGCGGGCACCGGCAACCAAUUCCGAGGAGCGCCUCUGGUUCGAUUCCGAGGAGGAGCGCACCCGUUUCCUCACUUUCUUCUCUAAACGGGUUGUGGCUCCCCCGCGGAUUGUCCCGGAGCGCUUCCCGGAGUUGCAGGGCUACGACGACCUAGACGCGCAGCUCCACCAAACCGGCCUUUGGCCGUUCGUCUCCCGGGCUAGGAAGGAGAUCAACCCGGCGCUGAUUCAGGUCUUCUACUCCAACCUCCGGCGUGAGGACGACGUGCUCUACUCCCUUGUCAAGAGAACACCGAUUAAGCUUUCCAUUGAGCAGCUUGGGCGCAUCACUGGCCUUCCCUACCAAGGCGAUGACAUCUCCACCUAUGACGGAGAAGACUGGGUGCUCAACAACGAGGGCCUUGUCCUCAACGAGCUUGGCAUCAACGAGCUCAUCCGCCACGCCACGGGCCGCCCCACCAUCCACUUCGCAAACCCCGAGAGCCGCCUCCUUCUCUACAUCCAUCCACCGACCACGAUCACCUCCUCCCGUACCCCUUCUUGGGACAUCCUUGAACGGUUCAAGGUGACCACCAUCGUUGGCCCGCUCACGAAGGCCACGAAGAUUUGGACGAUCAGCACCCAAACCUUCAAGAAACGGUCAGACAACGCCGGACCUACCACUGCCGCGCCACGGUGCCGUCCUGCUGCUGGUCCAGCCAAACCCCAGCCCCGGGCCAACCUUGCCUCUAUCGCCGACUCCCUCAACCGGCUUCACUUCAAAGUUGACGGGAUGGAUGGCUACCUUGAGCGGCUCCACGAGGUUGUUCAACGCCAAGGGCAUGCCAUGAAUGCGUACUUCCAACGCGUCAACUACAUCCCCCCACCGUACCAAGACACAUUCCUUGGGCAAGUGUACGGUGACGAGGACGAAGAGGAUGGCUCCUACGCCCCGUCAAGCUCCCCAGACGAGGACGAGUUCGAUGACGCCGUUGACGGGGAUGAGAUGGACGUCGACGACGACGAGGAGGAAACCAAAGACAAAGACUAGGCCGCACCUAGAAUUUUUAUCUCUUCUUCUUUCAAUUGUCUUGUUUUUUUUAUUGCUUCCGUUGUACUCCUCUAUUUCCCAAUUUAAUAAAUAAAAUCAUCUUUU